Molecule: messenger RNA, 2676 nt
Organism: Marchantia polymorpha subsp. ruderalis
Lineage: Eukaryota; Viridiplantae; Streptophyta; Marchantiopsida; Marchantiales; Marchantiaceae
Source: the annotation of a GenBank genome assembly
CAAGAGGCGGGAGCGGGACGCGGGAGAGGGACGGGGGACGUGACGGUGAAGAAGCGAGCGCGGACAAUUGGAGCGUCGGGGCGCGGACGACGUGUGCAGCCCCGCGCGCUUUUGGCGUUCUUGUUUCUUGAUCCACAAAGGCAGGCGCUGAGCCACUCAUGUGCCGCACCGCUGCGUGGAUUCGGCCUGCGCUGCGGCCUGGCCCGGCGAUCAGGCAGUCUGGCGAUCUGGCAAUCAUAGCCUCCUGAACCACCUCAUCCGCUUGCCUCGUGCAUGCUGCUGAUUCAGUGCCCCGCUCUGCAUCACCUAGGCGCACAAAGAGUACGGAUCUCUGCAGGCGAGCUCUGGCUGCGGAAAUCGAAUUCCAUUCGAGUUCUUUGUCUCGAGACGCGUCGAAAUUAUGUUUCGGAAUUUUCAUCUUUCUUCACUGAGGCUAGCCAGGCGAUGAGUCGAGGCCAUCUCGAGAGCUCUCUCACCGCUAACCUUCAUGAUUGUGUGAGCAUUUUUCUCGCGGAAACACAGCUCGCCGUUUUUUGACGGUGCGUGGAACAUGAAUUCGGGAAGACGAGGUUUGAAGGCAACAGUCACCUUGGAAUGAUGCUAUGCUGAAGUCUUUUGAUGGCUUAUGCUGUGGAUUGGUGCGGAGAUUGAGAUGUAAUAGAGAGUUGUCCAGGUGCUUGUAGAGCUGGAAGGAGAGAUUUGUGACGCCCAUUCACAAUGAGCAUCUUUUGGUGGAUCCCUGAACAUCAUUGCGGACCGGAGCAAUGACACCGGUGUUCGUAUAAAGGUGUCGUGUUUCGUUAAAACUUGGGGGUUUAGUGUGGCGUUUUUACGGGAAAUUGACGUGGCCUCUGGAAAACUAAGGGCUGCUCUCAAUGGCGUCGACAUUGGUGUCCGCUUUACUACACGGGAGAGGUGUGAAUUUGGUUACGAUUCCAUCUUCUGCUUGCUGCCGUGAUGUAACUUUAUCUUCUUCAGCUUGCGUAACAGAUCCCACGAUCCUGCUCUGUUCACCAAGCUCGUUUCAACGACGGUCACUGCAUUCUACUUUUCUCAGCUUAGAAAGAAGUAGCAAGCGCAAUUCGAUCCCGAAGGACCCUCUAACGCACCGGAGGGGCAGGGUGUCCCGGGGAAUUAAGGCAAAAGCGAACGACAGGAGUGUUUCACAAACAUCAGAUCUUUGGGCCACUGGCGUUGGCUUCAAAUCACAAAACUCUGUAGUGGAAGGAGGUGAAAAAACAUGGACACAAUCUGUGGGAGAAUCGAGUGGGCACGCACUGUUUCCACUCAGUCCUCCGCAACAGGACACGGGGAUGUUUCUUAUAGUAUUGCUGGGUGCUUACUUAUGGGUGCGUUUGUUCGACUACUUUACAAGCAAGAAGAUUCUCGGACAGAAACUAAGCAGGAAGCUCGUUCACAUCACGUCGGGGCUAUUGUAUAUGCUUUGCUGGCCAUUUUUCAGCUCUUCCCCAUGGGCACCGUACAUAGCUGGUCUUGUACCUUUGGCUAAUGGAGUCAGACUUGUCGUCUAUGGAACCGGUAUUUUCAAGGAUGAAGGAUUAGUCAAAUCCAUGAGUCGCAGUGGAGAUUCCAAGGAGCUUCUGAGAGGACCUCUUUAUUAUGUUCUGGUUUUGUACACGAGCACGGUUGUCUUCUGGAGGCACUCUCCUGUCGGCAUGAUAGCAUUGGCUAUGAUGUGUGGGGGUGAUGGCAUUGCAGACAUCAUGGGAAGGAAGUUUGGCUCCAACAAACUCUUCUAUAAUUCUGACAAGAGCUGGGCCGGAAGUAUUGCAAUGUUCACUUUUGGAUUCCUGGUUGCCUUUGGGUGCAUGCAAUACUUUUCAGCCAUGGGGUUUUACCAGCUAGACAAUUACAGUGCAACUAUGCGGUUGGCAGUCAUCUCUCUUGCAGCGACUAUCGUGGAGUCUCUUCCUGUCACCUCGAAACUUGAUGAUAACUUCACUGUACCUGUGACAGCAUUUGUAUUGGGCGUGCUCUUAUUCCCCAUGUAGAAACCAAGAGGCCGAUUACGGGAUGUAUCGGCCUAGUAAGCUAAUGUCCUCCCUACCUAUGUUGGGCAAAAAGUUCUAGUUAGCACAAUGAAUUGUCCUCCUCAUGGGCAACGAUAGCACCUAAUGAUGAACAAAUGGAGCAGAAGACCUGUCCUCCACAUCACUGUUGCCAGAUUUGUCAUGGGCAAGGACGUUGAGUAUUUAUCCUCACUGCCUGGCUGCUAUACAUUUCAGAUUACAUCUUGUUUUGACCUGCACGAGUGGCACGUCCAAUGAAGCACCACUGAGAGCCCCUUAAUGGGUGCCAAGGACACCAACAAGCGGAAUGAGGUAGCGGCAUUCAGGUGACGAACAUCUGGAGUUCUCCAUGUUUCGCUGGGUACCACGGUCAAAGUAAAGCUUGUACACGGGCUGCAGAUUUAAUAUCUGAAUAUUAGUAGGAACUAACUUCUCUGCGCACAUUGGAGAGUCACUGGUCGAGGCGCGUACGUUUACACUUCCCAAAUUUCUCUUCUUUGGCCGUAAACCCAAUUAAAGCUGAUUUUACCAUCAUGUAGGUAGGAAGCGCGAGCUUGGGAAAGUAGCACGCAUGUGUUCUUUCUGGAUGUAUUGAGGAACAUGAGGACGGAUUUUAAUUUCAAUGGUUUAUGAAAACAAAUUUUAC